Molecule: messenger RNA, 1604 nt
Organism: Syngnathus acus (greater pipefish)
Lineage: Eukaryota; Metazoa; Chordata; Actinopteri; Syngnathiformes; Syngnathidae
Product: GRAM domain-containing protein 2B-like
Exons: 14
Coding region: 160-1269 (369 amino acids)
Source: RefSeq, a predicted model, not a curated record
UUUGUUGUGGGCUGUUCACACCUUGUCUCAGAAUCUCCUUUCUUGCCUCUCACUCACGAACAGGAAUGAAGCCACGGACAAGUGCUCUGUACACUUCUGAUGAUUUUUUUGCUCAUUCGUGGAUAUAUGUGAGAGCGCAUUGGCGUGUCUUAUGUUUCCAUGAUGAGUCUGAAGCACAGGAAGUUCUCACUGGACAGCUCUAUGCUCUCCCAGGAUGCAACAAGAGGCCACUGCCACCACAGAGGCUCCACCCAUUUGUUCCUCAAGAAACACAGAAGAAGUCAUGAAGAUGUUGAACAGGAUAUCCAGGAACUAAAUCAAAAUUCCAACGGCAUCGGGGAGAAGACGGAGGAGGGCGUUGAUCGGAUUGAUGGGCUCAUCAGGCACCAUAGUUUCUCGAAACACAAUCGAAACUUCCACAAAGUCUUCCAGGAAAUCCCAGAAGAAGAGAAGCUUACACAUACUUUUGUUUGCUCUCUGCAAAAGGAAGUGCCUUACCAUGGAAAACUUUUCAUCUCGGAAAACCACGUGUGUUUCUUCUCAUCCGUGCUACUCAAAGAGACCAAGGUGGUCAUGCCCACAUCCAUCGUCACUGUGGUGAAGAAACUAAACUCAGCUUUGUCCAUGCUGUCCAUACAAACUGCUGAUGGCAACAAGUACUUUUUCAUGUCUUUGAGGAACCGAGAGAUGUGCUAUAAUCUCCUCCAGAGUGUCUGCUCACAUGCUCAGGGAGACAGCGCCAAAAGUAGCCCUCUUGGCUCCUCUGCUGAGAAUGAAGCUGAGUUCAAUAAGCAGGUCUCCAGUCAUUCCAGCAUUGACGACACUGUGGAUCAGGGACAAUAUGGCAGAAGUCUUGAUGACAACAUCCUUCAAUCGGCCAGUAAACCUAAGACAGCAAGUUCCACACGAAGCAUGUCUACAACAGAAGAGGCGGACAAUGCGUCAACAAGGUUGUGGAAGAUGAUGGAGGAUGCCAUUAUGUUCUUCUUCUCCCGACGACAAAGAGGGAACUUCAGGAUGGUCUUCUUCAUCUACUUGAUACUGUUGGUCCUGCUGCUGUUGGUGUCUGGCUAUAUCGGGCUCAGGAUGUUAGCUUUGGAGAAGCAGCUAACCUCUUUGCAUGAGCUGUCCUUUCUCUACAAAGACAGUCACACCCAGGGGUGUUUGCAAAGUCAAAAUGGCUACUGCUUGGAUAUGUUUUCUGCAAAGUCAUCACAAUACAUCAAGAAACAUAACCAGGAUCAACAACCACCAGCAGUUUACCCAUGAGUCACUGUGUAAUUAAGUGUUUUGCCCUUUAUGACUACUGUGCCUGUGGCAGAUCACAAAAGCUCAGUUUGAGAAACAUAGAGGGUAGGUUUUCUUCACCCAAAGUAAGCAGUUGGUUAAAGUUUUUUUUUUAUGUUCAGAAAGAAAUGUUUGCGUCCGGGGAGAAAUGAGCGCUUUUUGACUUGUAGGAGGUAAAACCUAGCCAGUAGAGGGCAGUGUUUCCGUCCUAACAAUAGCAUCAGCAUAACGCUCGCCCUCCAGUUUAUUAAUUUCAAUUCAUUUUGUCAUUGUAUUUGUUGCCAAAAUUUGUAAAUAAAUAACUUUGUUACACCCUG